This is a messenger RNA of Gamsiella multidivaricata, 996 nucleotides long. Its product is annotated as S-adenosyl-L-methionine-dependent methyltransferase. NCBI's taxonomy places the organism in Eukaryota, Fungi, Mortierellomycota, Mortierellomycetes, Mortierellales, Mortierellaceae. Gene Ontology annotation, cellular component: mitochondrial matrix. Bases 1 to 996 code for a protein of 331 amino acids. The transcript is spliced from 7 exons. The record is from RefSeq and is a predicted model, not a curated record. Gene Ontology annotation, biological process: rRNA methylation; transcription initiation at mitochondrial promoter. Gene Ontology annotation, molecular function: mitochondrial transcription factor activity; rRNA (adenine-N6,N6-)-dimethyltransferase activity.
AUGUCCAUUGUACGACCCGUCUUACAGUCGCUGCCAAAGUUGCCUGCAGCAGGACUCUGGCCCACUCUGUUCAAAGUGUCAAGAGCACGCGGCCAGAUGCGAGUGUCUGUCAUGACUGAGGAGCUUGCGGAUCAGACGGCAAAGAGGAUAGGUAUCCAAGACCAUCCGAAUCGAUCUGUCCUUGAGAUCUUUCCAGGUCCAGGACAGCUCACGCGGUCGAUGGCAUUGGCAGGUGCGAAGAAGGUGGUGACCGUGGAGAAUGGAGAGGCAUACCAAAAGUCAUUGAAGUCCCUUAUAGACGAAUCUGGCGGGCGGAUCCAGAACUUUGCUCUGAACCCGUCCUCGGAUCCGUUUGAAGAAAUCAUGGACCCUACGAAGGCGGUCUUCCCGGAUCUGGAACCUCAGCCGUGGGAUAAGGUCCAUACGGAUCUGGUGAUUGUGGGCUCGAUCCCGAAUUCGUCGUUGGGGGAGAAGGUGGUGCAGGAUCUGUUGAUUGCGUCAAUAGGACGGAUGGGGAUCUUUAGGAUGGGACGCGUGGAGAUGUAUAUGUUCUGUUUCAAGGAUGCAGUCAAGAGACUCAAGGCGGAGCCAGGGGAGCCAGCGAGGAACAGGGUGACGAUUCUAGCGGAGGCGGCUGCAGAGAUCAUGCCGAUCUCGCGUCCGGGAUCGCAUCAUUUUCAUCUGCCGUUUGAUUAUGAGCUCCUGCAUAUUGUCCCACAUGAGAAACCCAAGAUGGAAACGUCGACGGAAAUAAUGGAUUUCUGUCUGAGGAGUCUUUUCACGAACAAGUCGCACGCGCUUAACAAAGUGAUCAAAUUACUGGGACCAGGCGCAGAUAUUCUUCUGGGCCGACUGAGUUUCGACCACAACAUUAAGAUCAAGCAUAUGACAUUGGAGCAGCUGAACGAGGUCGCGCUCAAGUUUGAGCAGUGGCCACUUCGACCGACGGUUCUGUAUGAUGAUAUGAUCAUGACUGAGACUAAGCGGAAGCGAUAG